UUUAAAAAGAAACGAACAUUCAACAAGUUUACUGAACAAAUUUAAUUAUAUUAUGGCUGAAAUAGUGCUUAACGAUCUGAAUAAUAUACAGAAAUAUGUCUAUGGGGAAUACAAGAGUGCAGGGGGAUCGAAUAUUGAAUGGCUAAGCCAAUUGUCAGUAAAGUUUAUCGAUGCGUUCAAGAAACUCCACGAAUUCCUCAAUAGAGGCUUAAGUAAGUCACCAAACAAGCAAAUAAUCAUCCAUCACUGCAUGUUAUGUGCUAAUCAGAUUGUUGUGUGCUUAAGAUUCUUGGAGAAAACUGUGAGCACUGAAAAGGAUCAAAACUCGUGCCUUAUCACAUCCAGACAGUGCUUCUUUGACAGAAUCUUUUGGUGCUUAGUGAGAUUAAAGAGCAUAAUUAAUUCUGCAAAUGAUCAUGUAGUUUCAGAACAAAUAAAUGAUCAGGCAAACUUUAUUGAGAUACUCGAUGCUGUACUUGAUAAUUUGGCUUCAUUUGUGAAUCUGGAUGAUGAAUGUAAUGUGACAAAUAAAGCAGAAAGAAGAGCUAAUAUGAUAAUGGAAAGUAAGGAAAUAUUUGAAGGAAUCAACAACUUACUCAGUUUAACACUGUCAUUCUCGAACAUAGCCGUCAGCAGUGAUCACAUUCCAUUAAAGGUACUGUCAGAAAAUCUUUUUAAAUUAUCCAGAGAAUUUAAGGAUGAAUUUACAUUCUCAAAUACUAAACUGAAUGACAUUAAUGCUGUCAAGAAGAGAUUGAAGUCGGUGGAACUUGAAAGUUCUUUAUAUCGGCUUGAAAAUUAUGUCAAUGACUCACUAUUGCGUCUUGUUUACCACGUCUUUAGUGAGAUUAAUGAAAAUCCUUUAAAAAAAUUAGUCAUAGAUGCUGAAUUAAAAAGUCAAGGCACAGAAAUUGAUAAAUUUGACAUUCUAAUCGAAAGAUUCUUACUAAUUGGACAAUUUGCUGUAACAUUCGCAAAAGAUGACGUUAAAGUUUCUUCAUUGAUAAAAUCAUGCCUAGCAUCGAUCGAGAGUCUAGACACUUACUUGAUUCCAGCUUUAACGAGUAAAAUUGAGGAUCCAUCACUUGACAUUUUAAAGGAACAUUUCUAUGAGGAAUGUGAUGAGCUACAAAGGAAUAUUCAUUUAAUUAUUGACACAAAAGCAUUUUGUAUGAUCUUGGUCGAUCUGAUAAUUGAUUCUAUUGAGAAUAAUCGCAAAACUUUCGAUAAAGAUUCACUUCUUCUUAUUUUGGACUUUUCAAAAGUUCUUUUGACUCAUUUGACAGUCGCUUCCGAUAAUUUGAAGCUCCAUCAAGAUAAAGUUGCUUUAUUUUAUUUCAAUGACUUCAAAUUAAUUAUCAAUGAAUGUGAAGCAAUAUUGACUUAUCCAGAUCCGAUUGAGAAUUUCGAGCAGAGAGUUCUUAAACGUUACAAUAUCAUGAAAAAUACAAUCAAAAAACUAGUAAGUGCAAUUAGAGUACGGGAAGCAGAUUUUAAUGAAGAAAAUCUCAAGCCAAUUGUAAAAAUCACCGAAGCCCCACCGAAAAAUUCUGAUUUCUUCAACACAAUUCGUCCAUCAGGCUAUGGAGCAGUUCUGUAUGAAUCUAAAAGAUCUAUUAAGUCCUCUAAAACUCAAACAAUUCCUCAACCAAGUUCAGCUAAGAAAUCUGCUAAAAAGCGAAAUGAAAGUUUGAGACGAGAAAUUUUUAAGAAAAAUGAAUUAAAAAUUACUGAAGAUUUGACUCAAAAUGAUGACGAUAUUUUGGACAAUACUGAUUUGCAUAUUACAGAAAUUCUUGAUAAGCUUUCUAGCUUGUCAAUUCACAUUCCGAAGAAAUUUUAAGAUACAUCAGAAAUUACAUCAAAUUAAGAUAUUAGAGCCAUUUGUAAUCAAAUAUGCUGAUAAUACAAAUAUCUGCAGGGGGACCAAAUAUUGACAAUCAGCUAGUAGUAGAAGCUUCAGCAUAUAAAAGAGUGCUUUUGCAAUGUUCAGAAUUUCGAGAUCCCGUUUAUGGUUGUUGGAAAAAUAAAGUCAAUUGCAAAUCACUAUCGUUCUGCUGCUGGAGAAAGAGGAAAUCAAAGCAUUAAUUCCAGUAAUAUGCAAAACACUGGAGAUGCUGUUCAAAGUCGUGUCGUUAAAUGGAGUGGAUCUUUAACGGUAGAGUUUGAAAAACUGUUUCCGAACCAAUUGAAUGGUGCAAUUAUUGUGAUUGAUGAACAAAACUUUCUUGCUACCUGUCCAAUAUGCCGCUUAUCUUAUUCAAUCAUUAGUCCUUGUCGUAACAAUUCAUUUUAUAAGCGUAACUUUGUUGAGCACUUAAAUCGUGAACACUUACAAACUAGAAAUCUUUUGCGUCGCUCAGUUCUUUUAAGUAAUUCUCAUUCAAAUGCUGACAUCAAUCCAACAUUACGUAAUUUAAAUCGACAGUCUCUCCCUAUUCAAUUAGACACUACAAUCCAAUUAGAAUCUCAUGUAACACAAGAAACUGAAAAUGUCUCACCAAUUUUGAAUCAUGUUGUUCCUCGGUCUCGUUUUCCUCGUUUACAAACUCGGACCUCAAAUCGUUUGCAGAGACAAAUAUAAUAUAAUAUAAUAUAAUACAAAUAUAAUAUAAUAUUUAUAUGUGUAAAUAUAAUAUAAUUACACAUUUUUAGAUAAAUGACAGUGAACGAGUAACAAGUUUCAUCAAGAUUUGUUUGGAAAACGUACAAAAAAAUAAACUACAUUUCAAAGGCAACCGUUACAGUCAUGUCGUGAAAAUGAUUUCCGCUUUUAUUUAUAUGCGAGGAGGAAAAUCUCUGUAUAACUUUCUACACGUUAAUAUGAUUUUUCCUGAGUUAAGUAGUCUCAAAAGUUUUAUGAAUAAUGAGCUGAGUGUUGUGAAGGAAAAUCUUUUAAGAUUUGAUGAAUUGCACCAGUAUCUAGCAGCAAACGAAUACCCUUUUGAAGUCCAUGUUUUUGAAGAUGGAUCACGUAUAACGAGUAAAGUGGAAUAUUGUCCAGACACUAAUACACUCAUAGGAUUGAAUGCACCGUUUGAUCCUACCACUGGUUUACCAUUCGUCAACUUUCAUAAAGCUGAUAGUGCCAAGAAUAUUUAUGACUCGAUUACAAAAUUCGAUAAGGCGUCCUACGUUCAAGUGUUGCUAGCACAACCAAAUGUUCCUAAUGCAAAGGCUUUUCUGGGGCUUUUCUUCUUGGAGUUUAUUUCACUAGCAAUACGUUUACAGAAAUGAAUUUCACAAGUCAACUAAAUUAUAUGAAGGAAGAAUUUUUGAAUUAUGGCAUAAAUUUUCUUGGAUACGGAAGUGAUGGCGAUGUUAGACUAUUUAAUGCACAAAAGAAAUUGAUUAGUUUUGGUGAAGUGGAAAUGUAUGGAUCAAUUGAAUUAAUUGUGGCAAUCUAAUGGCAGAAAAUCUUGGCACUCAGGAUGCAUUUCACAUACUCAAACGAUGGAAGAAUCUCAUGAAUCAGUUUUCACGACCUAUGCGUAUUGGAAAUAACGUUGUUACAGCCAAUCAUUUGAUUAUCAUGUACAAAAAAUUUGAUAAAACCUUACAUGGUAUUGUUCAAAGUGAUUUAGACGUGACUGAUUUCAUGAACUAUGACUGUAUAUACAAAAUAACUAGUAAACGUGUGUUGGAUCUGCUAAGAACAAUGUAAGAUACAAAAAGAACAAUUUUAUAUCUUGAGUUAAUUCAGUGUGGUUUAAAGUCAUAUGUGGAACAUGAUACAUCUAUUUCUGACCGUUUAUUUAAUACCGUCUAUAUGGUUAGUUUUUUAAGGCUAUGGAAGACAGAUAUUAUUAAGAAAGGUACACAAAAUAAUAGUUUUAUCUCUACUAGUUGUUACGAACGACUCGAAAUGAACUUACUGUGGCUAUUACGAUUGAUAAUUGAGAAACGAGCUAACAAUAUAUCCGAAAAUUCUUCACAACAAUGUGAAAGUGAGUUUCGUCAUGUUCGUUCUUUAACUGGUGUACAAAGUACACAUAUCAACUGCACUUCAAAAAUAUUUCUCUCUCGUUUACACAAGAGCGAAUAAUGUUUGAGCUAAAAGAUGAAAUUUCAUUUCCUGCUAUUGAGCAACGAGAGGAAAGAAACAGGCGCGUAAACGAAGACAUUAACUCCAACGAUAUUAACAUUAUCAUCGAGAGUGGAAUUUUUGCAGCAAUUGAAAAGGCAAAAGAACUUGGAAUUUAUCAUGAAGAAACUUCAUUAAAGGAUUUGUUAAGUGCUUCAACUGAUCAAUCUGAAACACAAUCUAUUACCAAUCGUAUUUUUUUUGGAUUGGGAUAAUGAAGAUCCUGAGCCGAUCGACGAGACAAUUACUUUUCAAAAUGUUGAAUUUCUUAGGACUAGAUCAAACAAUGGAUAUCUUACAAUUAAAGAGGGUAAUGCUACAAGAAUCGUUAAGAAAGAUCAGUUAAUAUGGAUGUUAGAAAAUAACAAAAUUCAUGUCAAUAUAGAUCUUAGACAGCGCUUUGUACCUCGUAGAACAAUACAUAUAACUCCAGAAGAAAAUCAAGCUGAUGAUUAUUGGAUAGCGACAAAAGUUUCGAAAGGUGAUAAUGUUGUUCAAUUUGAUGAGGGAAAUAUACUUUUUGGUAGGGUUCUAAACUUCAAGCGAAUGCAUAUUCGAUCAAACAUUAAGUCAAUAUACUAUCAGGACUUAGUAGACAUGGUGCAUUCCGAAAACAUUGUCGUGCUAUUGAGUCCUUUAUUCCUCAUUGAGAGUGGACAAAAGGUUGUGAUGAAUAUAUUUAAGUUUUUUGAGCUUAAAUGUUAUAAAUAUCACGUAAAUUUUAAUGCAGACUUUACUCAAGAACACAUAGUUAUGUUUUUUUCAUUUUUUUAUGAUAACAUUUAAAUAAAUAGAAACAAUUAUGAUAUUUUUACAUGUGUUUUAUGCUUAUUAUUGGUUUCUGUAUACAUUGAUUUAUAUUCUUUGAAUCCCCGUAUUUUCCUGUAUAUGCCCGUAUGUUCCCGUAUAUCCCCGUAUUUACCCAUAAGUUCUUUCCCCUUAAAGUUCGUUUCAAUAAUUUUAAAUUUCAUUGAAACUAAUGUUUAGUCAAUAAGUUAAAAAAAUCAAUUUUAUUACUGUCCUUAGAAAUAUUUUAAGAUUAAAGAGCACUUAUAAUUUUUUGAAGAUUCAUAUUUUGUUUUGAAUCCAUUAAAUAUUAUAAUUCUAUAUUAAGUUUCAAAUUAUUUGCAAUUCAUUGACAUUUUUAUCCGUCCAAUAUACAAAUGUUACUGUUACUUUUACUUUUAUUCCUACAAUGAAUCAAAAACAAACUCUCCUGAAUAAAUUGUGCACAAUAGUUUGUAAUUUAACGAUGAUUGUGUUAUUGCAUGACAUAUGACACUUGUCGAACGGUCUAAUAUUUGAAUUAAUUAAUUACAGAACAAUUAUUAUGACAUAAAAAUUGACAUGUUGCUAAUUUUUUAUGCAUCAAUUUAGCUUUUUAGAAUAGUUAUUUGUGAAUUUUAGCGCAGAGAGGACUAAAGUAUGAAUAAAAGCUUCAAAUUUAGUAUUUUGGUAGCUGUCCUACUUACAUUAGUGCAAAACCUGAAUU
Molecule: messenger RNA, 5576 nt
Organism: Chironomus riparius
Lineage: Eukaryota; Metazoa; Arthropoda; Insecta; Diptera; Chironomidae
Source: the annotation of a GenBank genome assembly